Molecule: messenger RNA, 2105 nt
Organism: Coffea arabica (coffee)
Lineage: Eukaryota; Viridiplantae; Streptophyta; Magnoliopsida; Gentianales; Rubiaceae
Product: amino acid transporter AVT1I
Biological process (GO): amino acid transmembrane transport
Cellular component (GO): vacuolar membrane
Molecular function (GO): L-amino acid transmembrane transporter activity
Source: RefSeq, a predicted model, not a curated record
CAUCUCUCCUGCCCGGAUCCUAUCAUGUUGCGUCUAUUCAUCAUUCUUGUUAUUGACCGAACUGGCGGCCACAAACUGAUCAGCAAACUUUAGUUGAAAACAUUUAAUUUGAUUAGCCUGAGGCUUGAGAGCCUGACCACCAAGGCAGGCGUUAGACAGAUUCAUGAUCAUAGGACCUCUAUCUUCUCUCUAUUAGUUUUUCUCCCUCCCUGCAUCCCUCUCUCAGCAAGCAAGUAAUGUGGUGCAAAUAAUUAACAGUACGUAGUACUGAGCGAGUAAAUUAUGGAUCCUGAAGAACCAGGAAAUGGUUUCUCAAGCAGGACCAUUCCUCUCCUGGUUAGCAGCACUAGCAGUAGCAGCAGCAGCAAUCACACCAGGGAUCCCAUUAUUAUCCACUCCCUUUCAACGUCGGGCAAUACCUCUUUUUAUAAAACUUGUUUCAACGGCCUCAACGCUUUAUCAGGAGUUGGAAUACUCUCAGUACCAUAUGCCUUGUCAUCAGGCGGAUGGUUCAGCUUGAUGCUACUGCUAGUUAUUGCAUCCUCUGCUCUUUAUACUGGCUUGCUUAUCCAGAGAUGCAUGGAUAUGGAUCCAAGCAUAAGGAGCUACCCCGAUAUCGGUGAGCGCGCAUUUGGGGCAAAAGGAAGAGCACUUGUAUCCAUUGUAAUGAAUACUGAACUCUAUAUGGUGGCAACCGGUUUCUUGAUUCUUGAAGGAGAUAAUUUAUACAACUUGCUCCCUGAUGUCAAUUUCGAAAUUGGGGGUCUUAAAAUCGGAGGAAGAGAGAGCUUUGUUAUCAUGGUUGGCCUUAUAAUACUGCCUACUGUUUGGUUGAACAACAUGAGCAUCCUUUCUUAUAUUUCUGCCAGCGGAGUUGUAGCUUCUCUCCUACUUCUUUGUUCAAUCUUCUGGGCUGGGGAGUUUGAUGGCAUUGGAUUUCAUCACAAGGGAGUUCUAAUAAAUUGGAGCGGAAUUCCAACUGCUGCGAGCCUUUAUUCCUUCUGUUACUGCGCUCAUCCAGUUUUUCCCACCUUGUACACUUCCAUGAGAGAUCAGAGACAAUUUUCCAAGGUUCUGGGAAUAUGCUUUCUUGUAUGCACUAUUUCGUAUGCAUUGGUGGCAAUUGUGGGUUACCUGAUGUUCGGUUCAGAACUCAUGUCUCAAAUAACAUUGAACCUUCCAAUCGACAAGAUUAGCUCGAGAGUGGCAAUAUACACCACAUUGGUCAAUCCCAUAGCCAAAUAUGCUCUGAUGGUAAUACCAAUUGUGAAUGCCAUUGAGACUAGGCUGCCGUUAAAUUGUCAUAAGAGGUCAUAUAGCCUCUUCGUCCGAACCAGCCUGGUCCUUAGCACUGUUAUUGUGUCCCUGGCCAUACCGCUUUUUGGGUAUCUCAUGUCACUUGUUGGAGCAUUUCUGAGCGUCACAGCCUCCGCCAUACUUCCUUGCCUGUGCUUCUUGAAGAUUUCUGGCAUUUACCAGACAUUAGGUCUUGAGCAGCUGGUAAUGGUCGGCAUUGUCUUGAUGGGCAUUUCUAUUAUGAUAGUUGGAACCUAUACAUCUGUGAUGGAAAUUGUAAUGCAUUUUGUAACGUGACUUUUACCCAUUCAAGGUGCAGGCCAGGGGGCGUGAUGCUGUGUGGAUGUUUGUGGUUACAUAAGCAGAGAGGAGAGUUAGCACAAACUCUUGAUGUUGACGAACCAUAGAGGAUGGGCAUCUCUUACAUUCCACCUGUGGCCCAGGCCCAAUUUGAGUGGCAGCCCAGAAUCUUCUAAGGGUGGGUGAUGAUAGUAAAUCUUUUUCACUCACGCCAAGAAGAGUAGCCAGGGAUAAUCUUCUAGAAAAAGAUCAUAGAAAGGGGUUUUGAUGGAUCGAAUAUCCUAGAAAGGAGUCAAAAGGUCAUUCGGCUUUUCAGAAAUUCAGUGGUAGUACGAUUCCUGAGAGGAUCAUUAGCUUCGCGCCCAUGAUUGCCCCAUGCUGUUAAUUGUGCAGAAAAUUUGAAAGGAAAAUGGAAACCGAUGGUCCAAUAAUAAAAACACAACAGAGAGAGAGAGAGAGAAUGAACAUUUCUAAAGUUGCAUAAUUGAUAGUCCCAUUCAAUACAGUAA